This is a messenger RNA of Tigriopus californicus, 1145 nucleotides long. RefSeq lists its product as uncharacterized. The record is from RefSeq and is a predicted model, not a curated record. The transcript has 3 exons. Lineage: Eukaryota; Metazoa; Arthropoda; Copepoda; Harpacticoida; Harpacticidae. The coding region runs from base 84 to 1145 and encodes 353 amino acids.
ACGACCUUCAAGGACAGACUGUAUAUGAAAUAACGGUUGCCUAUCGUCCAUACACCUUUGAAGAAGACGGACAAACCUGUGGGAUGUUCCCUGACCUUUUUGGGACUCUAGAACACAAAUUCAACUUUAGCCUAUCCCAUACAUUUGAGACAGAUUGGGGUGUGAUGCCAAUUGAGGGGACCUUUGAGAAUGGCACCUUUGGUGGGGCUUUUGGGGGUGUGAUCAAUGGGGCCUUUGACAUGAGCCUUUCUUCAUGGAGGGCCACACCUGAGCGGGGCCUACUUCUUGAUAUGGAACCAGUCCAAAUGACAGACUUCGUGCUGGCUGUCGUGCCGAAAACACUAGGGGUGGAUCUAAAGUUCUUUCAGCAUCCCUUUUCCAUUGAUGCCUGGCAGGGCAUACUCCUCGUGGCAUUUCUGAUCUGCGUUACAAUCAUUCCCCCGUCAUUACUUUUGGGAAAUUAUGAAAACACCGAUGCCUACAAUUGGGCCUCCCUGAGUGCCUGGUCGUUCUUUCUCCUCAUUAAUUCGUUUUACUGCGGAGCCUUGACUAUGUUCUUUAGUACCAAGGCUGCUCCACCAUUUUCCCAAUUUCACGAAGUCGUUCAAGCUUAUCCCACAUGGAUCCUCAAAACCCCGUUAGGGUCGGACAUAUUUUUCCAUGCCAAGGCAAAAUCUGGGGAUCCGAGUUUCAAGGCAUUCUAUGAGCGAAUGGUUCAUAAACCUGAGGAGACUACGUUUACGGAUGCCGCUCUUGUUCUAAAGAAAAUGGAUGCGAAACAUAUUGCCAUCAUAGCAAGCACUAACCAACUUAAAUAUACAUAUGAAACCAAUUUAGACUUGACGACUCCUUUGGAUAUCUUGACGACCCUGAAUAAGGCCUGGAACAAUAUUAUUCUGAAAAAGCACUCUCCGUUAAGUCCCAUUAUAAGAAGAGGUAUGAACUCACUUCGAGAUCACGCUUUAUUGCAAAGAGUUAUGUCUAGAUGGUUUGGAUUUGAUAUACCGAAGGCAUCAGAAUCUUCACUAAUGGCCUUGGGAAUGGGACAUACGCUUCUGGUUUAUUUUAUCAUGAUGUCUGCUUGUCUCUUGAGCUUGACACUAUUGAGUAUGGAACAUCUGUAUGCCAGGUUGUUUUCCAAAUAG